Molecule: messenger RNA, 1050 nt
Organism: Pocillopora damicornis (cauliflower coral)
Lineage: Eukaryota; Metazoa; Cnidaria; Anthozoa; Scleractinia; Pocilloporidae
Product: target of rapamycin complex subunit lst8
Biological process (GO): regulation of actin cytoskeleton organization; TOR signaling
Cellular component (GO): TORC1 complex; TORC2 complex
Molecular function (GO): protein binding
Source: RefSeq, a predicted model, not a curated record
UAAUAAGAUUUGAACAUCCUGUGACUUUCUCUGAAACCGGUUAUUUUUGCACGAAAUUUCUUCCUCAUCGACGACAACAAACCAACAGAUGAUAUCUACAAGAUGACUGCUGAAACAGAAGGUUCAAGUGAACCGGUUAUUUUAGCCACAGCAGGAUACGAUCAUGCGAUUAAGUUCUGGCAAGCACACAGUGGAAUAUGCCACCGCACUGUACAGCAUCCAGACUCUCAAGUCAAUGCAAUGCAGAUCACACCUGAUAGACAGUUGUUAGCUGCUGCAGGAUAUCAACACAUACGCAUGUAUGAUAUCAAUUCAAGCAAUCCUAGUGCUGUUGUGAAUUAUGAUGGUGUAUCUAAGAAUGUGACUGCUGUGGGAUUUCAUGAGGAUGGUAAAUGGAUGUUCACUGGUGGGGAGGACUGUUCAGCCAGAAUAUGGGACUUGAGGUCUCAUAAUUUACAGUGUCAAAGAGUGUUUCAAGUGAAUGCUCCAGUAAACUGUGUUUGCCUUCAUCCAAAUCAGGGUGAGCUUAUUGUUGGUGAUCAAAGUGGUGCAAUUCACAUGUGGGAUCUUAAAACAGAUCACAAUGAGCAGUUGAUUCCAGAACCAGAUACCUCCAUCUUGUCUAUCAGCAUUGAUAGAGAAGCUUCCUACAUGGCAGCUGUCAAUAAUCAGGGUAACUGCUAUGUUUGGAGCUUAACUGGAGGUACAAAAGAUGACCCAACUAUGCUUCACCCCAGGACAAAAAUUCCUAAAGCACAUAAAAGAGCAGCUUUAAAGUGCCUUUUUAGUCCAGACUCAUGCUUUCUAGCCACAACAUCUGCAGACACAACAGUCAAUAUUUGGCAGACUGCAGAUUUCUCCCUUAAAAAAACUCUGAAAGAAACCAAUCAAAGAUGGGUUUGGGAUUGUGCCUUCUCUGAGGAUUCACAGUACCUUAUCACAGGUAAAGAAAUCCUGUACAUUAUACUACUCUAGGUUUGUUCAUAAAAUGAGUUAAAAUGCUUGUUUUGCUAAAGCAUAUUGGAAGGGCUUUACUGUGGGAAUUACAAA